CACGAAAGGUUUUUGCUCGCCUUUUCAGCCAAAGGGUUGGAGGACGCUGUGACUACGCUUGAACUGUUUGGGUUGUGAUGGCAGAGACCGACAAGGCCACAGCUAGAGAGCUGCAAAGAAUACGGCGUCUGCCAAAGAACCGGGUAUGCCCCAACUGCCUGAAAGAGGAAAGCUUGGGCUUUGGUGCGGUUUGCACAACGUUCAAAACGUUCAUUUGCCACGACUGCAAGUCUGCGCACCAAAGCUUUUCUCACCGUUGCAAAAGCGUUCAGAUGAGUGUUUGGACCAUGGAGGAGGUAAAGUCGCUUGAUGAGAGUAAUGGCGGUGGCAAUGCUGCUGCAGAGCGCCAUUUUCUCUCGCGGCUGACAGAAAAGGAGCGUGUGAAGCAGGCCGGAAGUGAUGCUAUGAGAUGUCAUGAAGCGCAAUCCUGGACAGGAUGGAUAAACAUUUUUCUGCACGGGACUAGACCCUCUGACAGAUUACUUCAACUAGCACAGAUGGUUCUUGUGCGGCCUCAGGGCAGUUCUCCUGAUGCCUACAAGCGUUUCAUAGAGCGGGCCUACAUAAAGCUGCGAUGGGCAGAAGCUGAGGUCACUGAGGGGGACACCCAGGCCGCACUGCCAAAACUGGAAAGUGCCCCUGCGGAAUCCAUGGAGCAGUCAGAUGAAAAGCCACGCAAAUCAAGGAAGAGUCGUCGUCAAAGAGAAGGAAAGCUCAGAUCACCCGAUGGGCCCGAUGGAAAGUCAGUCCCUUUGCAGGAGGCAGACCACUGGCAGCUUCAGCAGCAUAGCCAGUUGGAGCCUGAAAGCGCAAGCUAUGCCAGCUAUGGCUGGCUAUCCUACGAACCUGUGGAGAAUUAUUGGGGAUGGGAUCAACAUGCUGGGCCUUGUGCAUCAUAUCCCAGUAUGAUGGCUCCCUCUGCACAUUGGAAGGAGGAUCCACCAGGAAGUCCUCGCAAAGAGCAGGAGGAGCCACGAGGCCCACCUUCGGUGUCCACUGCAUCUCCUCCGUUCUCAGCUGCGUCGUGGUCUACCGCUUGGUCAACUCCAACGGCAAAGGCUGCGUCUCUUCCUUUGGACCCAACUAAUCCUUGGGCAGAGGAUGUACUUCAGCUUUGCGAGAAGCACGGCCAAAAUGUUGCAGGACGCUUUGACUUGAGUCCAGUUAUGGCUGGCCGAAGCUCUCAGUUGGUGCGAAACUGCGGGGCUGUGCCCAAGUGAUGGUGGAAGCGGCGUUUGAAACUGCAUGAAUUGAAUGCAUCUUUAUGCCGUGAAGCGCCUCCAAUUUGGUGGCUGAAACUGCUGCCACUGACAGAAGCCAAACAGACGCGAUACAUG
Molecule: messenger RNA, 1337 nt
Organism: Durusdinium trenchii
Lineage: Eukaryota; Dinophyceae; Suessiales; Symbiodiniaceae
Source: the annotation of a GenBank genome assembly